Messenger RNA from Cajanus cajan (pigeon pea), 1451 nucleotides. RefSeq names its product DHBP synthase RibB-like alpha/beta domain-containing protein. The record is from RefSeq and is a predicted model, not a curated record. Gene Ontology annotation, molecular function: double-stranded RNA binding. NCBI's taxonomy places the organism in Eukaryota, Viridiplantae, Streptophyta, Magnoliopsida, Fabales, Fabaceae.
ACCAAACAGAAAAGAAUCAGAAGUUUCUUUAGCGUCGUUUCUGUUCAUCCCACUGGCACGCAGCAAAAUCGGCAUUGGAGAAGUAACUAACUAGAGCAUGCCCACAUUCUCUUACUUCAAAAUUCGUUACCUUUUUCUGUGUAUCGGGUUACAGUGUUGACGCAAAAUGCAAACGGUUCGUGUUUGUGGGGAUAAUCAGCUAUGGCGUUACGACGCCGUCUCGUUCUUCGGCUCUCGCGUGUCGUUUCGGAGCACCCGUGUGUCGUUUGGCGCUCCCAGAAGAAGCCGAGUGGUGUCCAAGGUUGUUAAGCGCAGCCCCAAGCGUCUCAAGUACACUUCCGGUUCUCGCUUCACCAAGGAGGAUGGUUUGGUGUACGUUGAAGCAGACCCGUCUGCGUCUGACUCUUGGAAAUUGGAACCGAUUGUUAGUAUGUUGAAACAAGGUGCUGUUGGUGUCAUCCCCACUGAUACCCUGUAUGCAAUUGUAUGUGACCUCAGAAGCCACUCAGCCAUUGAACGUCUUCGUAGAAUCAAGAAUAUAGAAGCUUCAAAGCCUCUUAGCAUCUUGUGCUACUCAUUUCGGGACAUAGACAAGUACACAGUUGGAUUUCCACGUGGUGAUGGUCAAGGCCAUGCUAAUCUAUUCAAAGCUGUUAAGCAUUGCUUACCUGGUCCUUACACAUUCAUCCUAAUUGCAAGCAAAGAAUUACCCAAGCAAUGCAUUAGGUUUGGGACUUCUUCUGCCAAAUAUGCAUCAAGAAAAAAUGUGGGUGUCCGCAUGCCUGAUGAUGCCAUUUGCCAAUCAAUACUAAAGGAGAUGGAUGCACCAUUAAUAUGUACAAGCAUCAAGUUCCAGAAGGAAGAUGAAUGGAUGAUCGAUCCAGUUAUGAUAGCUGAUACAUAUGGACCAGAGGGUCUUGAUUUUGUUGUUGAUGGUGGUGUAAGAGUGGCUGAACCGUCCACAGUGGUCGACAUGACAAAACUGCCUCCCAAAGUACUACGACAAGGAAAGGGUCCUAUUUUACAUUGGAUGGAACUGGAAGAUGAUCAGAUGAUUGAUGUUGAUAAGGAUCUAAUCCCUGCUGGUAUUUGAAAGUAAUAAUCCAUUUCAUUGAAGAUUUAGUAUGUUGAAACCUGUUCAUGACUCUUUCCAACUUCUGUCCAAUCCUCUCAAUGAAUUUUACUCAUUUUUUCCCCUUCUUGUUGGUGGAAAGGUGGGAGCAUAAAUGAGAAAAAGGGAAAUAUAUGUACAAACAUGAGCAUGUAAAGUAAAUAUUUCAUUUCAUGUAAAUAAAAAUUCAUAUUGUCAAUCUCAUUUUAUUUGAAAUGAAUUCCCUUGUUUAGAUUGUACGUAUACUAGAAGCUAUGAAGGAUGUAAAGAUUUUUUUUGGUGGGAAGAUGUAAAAAUAAUUUUGUUCAGAUAUUAUUUAGUUUUAUUAACAUUUUUUUAA